GUACCGGUAGCCCAGUCGAGAUGGAGGAAGAUGCGACCGGCAGACGGCAUUCGCUGGGAACGACGGAUAGACUGGGGGCUGCGGCCUAGAGGUCCGGGCUUGGAGUUCGCCUCAGACGCGGUGGAGCCGCCGGAGUCUGAGAAGGGGGCGUUAAUAACAGAGUCCAAAUUUCCGGUUGCGGCAGUACCGGGAGCCGAGUGGAUAUGGAGGAAGAUGCGACCAGCGGACGGCAUUCGCUGGGAACGACGGAUAGUCUGGGGGUUGCAUAUCAUAUACAGCAUUGAUAGGCUUUAUUAGCCCGAUUCAACAGACAAGGAAACUGAAUUUCAGUGAAGUGACUUGGUUCCAGUCUUACACUACUGAGUAAUGGAAGUGAAACUCAACAUGGAUCUCCUGAUUGCUGGUGUUCUUUCCGUUGUAUGACCUUGCCUUCUAGGUGACACUACCUUCUCUCGAGCCAGAAUCUUAUCCCAGAACCUAGUGAAUAGUCAGUCCCAUGUGAAUUUUCUGGUACAAGGAGAGUAGAGGUGGAGAGGAGGAGGCAUAUGCCCCUGGGCCUAUUUGUCCCUUUCCAUUGGUAGGGUCAAUAGUGAGAGCUCUGCCUCUAACAUUUCACUUGAUUACUUCAGGACAAAGUGCUCACUAAUUCUGCGUCACCUGUUAGGUCCCUUGAGGAAGCACGUCAACAUUUGUGCCUGAGCAGUGUUAAAAAGUGGAAGAAAAUCCGGAAUUGGAGCCAUGCACAUGAGGGUCUGAGAAAGAGCCCUAAAGAAGUUGGGCUGACUAAGUUGGGAGAAGGGAAGGCUGGAGGAACUUUGCAUACAGAGCAAGUUAUCUAAUAACUGAAGAGGACUCUGCCCUUUGGCCUGUUCCUGACUUUCUAACUCCUUUUGCUGGAGGAAGGGGAGGUUGAGGGGGGUGCCCUGUGGUGUGAAAGCCCCACUUGCCCUCUCCUCUAUACUUUCUUCCAAUGCAGACGGGAGAAAGUAUCAUAAAUGUAGUGACUGUGGGUCAGGGGAGCUCUGAGAGGCCAGCACAGGAAACCAGAAACAAAAUGAGUCAGUUCGUAGGUGGCGAUCAGAGGCACCCUGCUGAGGGUGCAAGGCCACAGGUGAUGCCUCCUCAGUAGGCCCAGGAGCAUCAAAACGGGAACAGUCCCUUUCAGCCUUCAGGAGCCUCCCAAAUGUCACUUAGUGAUGUCCCAUUCACCUGCUUAAAGGCCCUGCAUCCUGCCAGGUAGUUGGUUUGUCCAUAGCAUCCUGAGCUCUGCUUGGGUGAGCCAGACAAAAAGAAUGAUUCCUGGCCAGAGUAGUGAUACCAGGGCCCAGACAGAGGCAGAGAGUCCGGAUAGAAGAUCCUGUAAGCUGGGGUAGGGAGCCGAGGAGGCCAUGGAGCCAGGGGAAUCAUUGAAGUGAGGGACAAUUUCUGGAGGAGGGAAACUGAGUAAGGAAGGCCUGGCCAAGGACCAAGAAGGGGACAGUAUCCUGAUCUAUGAAAGAAGACUCAAGUGGGGAUUGACAGAGCCAGAUUGGGUGGAGUCCAAGCUUUGGGCAGGUCUUCAGGCACCAUGGAGGACAAACGCAACAUCCAGAUCAUCGAGUGGGAACACCUGGACAAGAAGAAGUUCUACGUGUUUGGUGUGGCAAUGACAAUGAUGAUCCGUGUCAGUGUCUACCCAUUCACCCUCAUCCGCACCCGGUUGCAAGUUCAGAAGGGGAAGAGCCUCUACCAUGGGACCUUCGAUGCCUUCAUCAAGAUCCUGCGAGCAGAUGGUAUCACUGGCCUCUACCGAGGGUUCCUGGUCAAUACCUUCACCCUCAUCUCUGGCCAGUGUUAUGUCACCACUUAUGAGCUCACCCGGAAGUUUGUAGCUGACUACAGCCAGAGUAACACAGUCAAAUCACUGGUGGCUGGUGGCUCAGCCUCCCUUGUGGCCCAGAGCAUCACAGUGCCCAUUGAUGUAGUCUCCCAGCACCUGAUGAUGCAACGCAAGGGUGAGAAAAUGGGCCGCUUUCAGGUGCGGGGGAACCCAGAGGGACAAGGGGUAGUUGCCUUUGGCCAAACCAAGGACAUCAUCAGGCAGAUCCUGCAGGCUGAUGGACUUCGCGGCUUCUAUCGAGGCUAUGUGGCUUCACUGCUUACCUAUAUCCCAAACAGUGCUGUCUGGUGGCCCUUCUAUCACUUCUAUGCAGCCAUUGUCUUUCCCUGGAUUCCAGAGCAGCUCUCCUACCUGUGUCCUAAGGAGUGCCCUCACAUUGUCUUUCAAGCUGUCUCGGGGCCCCUGGCUGCAGCCACUGCCUCCAUCCUCACCAAUCCCAUGGAUGUCAUACGAACCCGUGUGCAGGUUGAGGGCAAGAACUCCAUCAUCCUGACCUUCAGACAGCUGAUGGCAGAAGAAGGGCCUUGGGGCCUCAUGAAGGGCCUCUCGGCCAGAAUCAUCUCAGCCACACCUUCCACCAUUGUCAUUGUGGUGGGCUAUGAGAGCCUCAAGAAACUCAGCCUCCGACCUGAGCUGGUGGACUCGAGACACUGGUAACCAGUGGUGGGGAGAGAAGCCUGCUGUUUUCCACACUACCGUGGGUCAGGGGCAGAGUGGAGAGGACAGCACCCUCUCCAGGUGCUCCCACCACACACCCAGCCCUGCCCUGGGCCAAGUGGCCUAUCUGGGAUAGGGAUAGAGACUUUGAACUGCUCUUGCUGAAGAGGCUCCACGCCUGGAUCCCUUGCCCCCACUAUUUAAAAUUCUCUUCUGAGCUGGGCUCCCUCACUCAGUCCCUGUAUUUGAUACUGGCCUAAAGACCCCACCCCCCACCCUGCCAGCCCUUCUUCUGGCUUCCCCUUCCAUCUGUGUCCCUGAGACCCUGAGAAGAGCUGUACAUAGAGCUUGCUUACUACCACUGGUUCUUCCUCUUGGGCUUUCAGCCCAGACUCCAAGCAGCUGCUAUCAACCCUCUCUCCCUUCAUCUCUUAGCCUUGCUUAUUUUUAUUUUGGGACCGAGCUGCCCACUAGAUGACUCUGCUUUUCCCUGCAUUUGGGGCUAAGGUGCCAGGUACUUAUUUGCACAGGGAGCAGGAGCAGCAAAAAAUCUCUGGUUCUCCAGAGCACUCGUCCUCUCUUUGGAGGGGUUAUUAGGUUGGGAGAAAUGUUGAUACUUUUGUUUUGUGUGUGUGUGUGUGUGUGUGUGUGUGUGUGUGUGUGUGUGUGUUUUAACAUCUGUGAACCAGGCUAUUAGUCCUGCUAAAGCGCCAAUCCUGCUGUCAGAGCUCACCCCCUUCCUAAGACAGGUAGAAAAAUGUAAUGUAGCUUUUUCCACAAGCCACUUCCCUGUCCCUUCAGUCUCAGGAGCCCUAGGAGAGUCUAAGCUGGGGCAUCCCCUGGCCCAGAGGACUCCCGUGGUGGGCACAGUUCUAAGUGGAUCAGGCUGUCUUGGGUGCACUGGACUUGGAGCACUACCUUGAGAAGUCAGGUUGAGAAAGUAGUUGAUCUAGAAGGCAACAAGUGGGCAUGUGUUCCCCAGCACAUUACCCAGGCCAGCAGAGCCAAACCUAGGAGAGGGCAGUGGGUAGAUUCUCUGCCCCAGGCAGCCAUGACAUACACAUAAAUACCCCAAUCACUCAGACUUACGGCAACAAGUGUUGUCUCACUAUGGUGAUCUCUAAGAUCCACAUCACUGGAUGCGUAGUCAUCCCAGUCAUGGUACCCUGUGGAGGAAUGCUGGAAGAACAUAAAGAGCAGUUCAGAAAGUCACCCAAUACCAGGACCACUGCAUUUACCAGCCUGAUACUGCCAAGAUUAUCUGAUGCUCUCCUCAGGAGCUAGGAGAGGAGUGCUCCUUCCUCCCUACCGCUACUCUCCCCAAGCCUGUGUUGCAGGUAGAGAGGUGCAGCAAAUAGAGAAGGCAUGUCAAACCCUGCAUUUCUACCUGAGACGUGUGACCUGGAUGAUCCUCCAAACCCUAUUGGUCCCACCCCCUGGGAAAGGCCAUGGUGCCAGUUUGAAAGGUGCUAGCUACCUGAAGCCUUGAUAUUUCUUCAUGGCUGCCGCACAUUCUUCCACCUUGGCCAGAACAGGUUCUGAAAACCACUUCUCUACCUUCACCACCACCACUGCCCAUCUUGAUCUCUUUGAGGGUUUUCCCAUUUCACUUGAUCUUAUUUUUGUUUAUCCCUUCCUGCACUUUGUCAAGAGAGUCCUCCAGUUUCUAUCCAGGAAUGUUCACAUCCAAAGGGUUGGACCCACGGAUCAUUCUGAAUCUUCCUGCCCCUCCUCACUGCUUAACCCUGAGAACCACAAAUAUAAUGGAAGCAGUUCCCCCCACCCUCACCCCAUCUCUUUAAGCUCAUCCUAGCAAGACCUCUAGAGACCCUAGAGACUCGACUUUAGUCCUUCCCCGCCAUGGCACAGUGGGGAAGGUGUCAAUGGGGAGUGUCACGGACAGGAGGUAGGAUCCUGCCGCUCGCGUCUUAGUGUUUCUCCCUCAAGACUUUCCUUCUGUUUUGUUGUCUUGUGCAGUAUUUUACAGCCCCUCUUGUGUUUUUCUUUAUUUCUCGUACACACACGCAGUUUUAAGGGUGAUGUGUGUAUAAUUAAAAGGACCCUUGGCCCAUACUUUCCUAAUUCUUUAGGGACUGGGAUUGGGUUUGACUGAAAUAUGUUUUGGUGGGGAUGGGACGGUGGACUUCCAUUCUCCCUAAACUGGAGUUUUGGUCGGUAAUCAAAACUAAAAGAAACCUCUGGGAGACUGGAAACCUGAUUGGAGCACUGAGGAACAAGGGAAUGAAAAGGCAGACUCUCUGAACGUUUGAUGAAAUGGACUCUUGUGAAAAUUAACAGUGAAUAUUCACUGUUGCACUGUACGAAGUCUCUGAAAUGUAAUUAAAAGUUUUUAUUGAGCCCCCGA
Messenger RNA from Homo sapiens (human), 4901 nucleotides. It is a transcript of the gene SLC25A44, whose product is annotated as solute carrier family 25 member 44. Lineage: Eukaryota; Metazoa; Chordata; Mammalia; Primates; Hominidae. Gene Ontology annotation, molecular function: branched-chain amino acid transmembrane transporter activity. The transcript is spliced from 6 exons. Gene Ontology annotation, cellular component: mitochondrial inner membrane; mitochondrial membrane; mitochondrion. The coding region runs from base 1568 to 2536 and encodes 322 amino acids. The record is from RefSeq and is a predicted model, not a curated record. Gene Ontology annotation, biological process: regulation of cold-induced thermogenesis; transmembrane transport; branched-chain amino acid transport.